AUGCCGCGCUCUGCAACAAGAGGAGAGCAUGCCUGCCCAUUCUGUGCUGCCAACCCCAAGACCAAUGCCGGCUUACACUCGCAUUACGCUCAACGGCCAAGCUGUCGACGGCAACUUAGCUUAGUUCUUGAGGCCAAGUAUGCGGCAGCCCCGCCACUGCCUGAAGCUACCCAGCCGGUUGGGUACGACGAAAUGGCUCUUGACACCGAGCCGCCUGCCAACGAUGUGGUAGCCCAGCAGCCAUACUUUGCUCCGCAUACCGCUGUCGACAACGCUGCUGAUAACGACCCCGACUUGGAUGCGCCAGGUUCCGAACGUUGGAUUGAAGAUUUCCCGGAGCCUGCGGGAUGUGUUCUGGAUGGUGGAGCGAAGGGGAAGACUGCGUUCGAAGUGUAUCGGGAACAACAAGAGGAGCUCGGUCUUCUGCCGUGGGGUGAUUUUGAGAGUGCGGGAGACUGGGAGCUGGCAAAGUGGCUUGUGGAAGCAGGAGUGAGUCGGGGGAAGAUAGAAGAGUUUCUCAAGCUUGAGAAGAUUCGCCACGGUGCAAAGCCGUCUUAUCACAAUGCAUAUUCUUUUUACCAGAAAAUUGACUCCUUGCCUGCGGGACCAAAGUGGGAAUGCGAAAUGCUGCAAAUUACUGGCGAUAUCCUCGAUUCGGAUGGCAAUCCAGUCACCGAGGAGAUUAUGGCCAACCCAGCCUUCAAAGAUCAUAUGUUCUAUGCUCCCCAGCGCAUCUAUCGUGACGAACAGUGUACAAAUCGUGAAUAUGGGGAAAUGCACACUGGUGAUCGGUGGUGGGAGCUACAGGAAAAGAUACCUGCUGGGCAUACUGUUUGUCCCAUAAUCAUCGGAACGGACGAGACACAGCUGUCGAAUUUCAGUGGCGAUAAGAAGGCAUGGCCAGCAUACGCGGCUCCCGCAAAUGUGUCCGAUGACGUCCGGCGCAAACCCAAUUCGCAUGCAAUGGUUCUUAUCGGCUACAUUCCUGUCUCGAAGUUCCAGUGCUUUUCAAGAGCCAAGGAUCGCUCUGCUGCUCGACAAGACCUUUACCAUUACUGCAUGAAGGUCCUUCUCAAUGGGCUGAUCAAACCGGGCAACGAUGGUGUCCGCAUGCUCUGCGCCGAUGCGCACUUCCGAAUGAACCACCCGCUUGUUGUCGCGCACCUCGCAGACCAUCCCGAGCGCUGUCUCGCUUCCUGUUGUGCCGAAAACCGCUGCCCGGAGUGCAAGGUUGCUGCAAACAAGCGAGGCGACCCUAUUCGUUCGCGUCCGCGAGAGCCUGGGGAGACAAUCAAGAUAUUGCGCAAGCAGGCCGACGGUCUGGAUCCGCCUGAGUUUGAAGAGCUAGGUCUUCGACAGAAUGAUCCGUUCUGGAAGGACCUGCCACAUUGCGAUAUAUAUCGCUCAUUUUAUCCCGACCUCCUGCAUCAACUCCACAAGGGGGUUUUUAAGGACCAUACAGUUUCUUGGGCGACAGAGUCUGUUGACGGGUCAACGAAGGAGAAGGAAGCCGAAAUUGACAGGCGAUUCAAGGCCAUGCUGGACCAUCCUAGCCUUCGACACUUCCAGCAGGGCAUUUCCCUGGUCUCCCAGUGGACGGGGAACGAAUACAAAAACAUGGAGAAGGUGUUUUUAGGCGUAAUCAAUGGUGCUGUCGAGCCUCAAGUCAUGCUUGCAGUCCGUGGAAUCCUCGAUUUCAUUUAUUACGCACACUUCGAAACUCAUACCGACAAAUCCCUUAUGCGCCUUGAGGCUGCUUGGUUAAUGUUCCACGAUAACAAGGGCGUAUUUCUGCGCACUGGUAUUCGUGAACACUUCAAUAUUCCCAAAAUCCACGCAAUGCAGCAUUAUGUUGCACUCAUUCGACUCGGAGGUUCCACCGCGGGAAAGAGUACUGAAUUGAGCGAGCGUCUACACAUCGAUUGCGCAAAAAUGGGCUACCGAGCUUCAAAUCGCAAGAAUUAUUUGGCCCAAAUGACUCAAUGGCUCAGUCGACGUGACGCAAUCUACAAAUUCUCGGCUUACCUCGAUUGGGCGGUGCCAAUUUAUCACGCCUCUAUUGUGCCUCCUUCGGAACCAGCAACGACUCCAAGCAGCAUAGCGGCAGCCCCAGUUACAGCUUCCCUGCCAUUCAAGAUUGCAAAAUCAGCACCAUUUUCUCUUUCGGCUCAGGUUCUGGAGACGGAAUUCGGCGCAAACGACUUCCUGCACCAUCUCGAGACUUUCCUUCGGUCUGAAGCUAUCUACCCAUCCGAUUUUGACAGUAUCCACACCAACUUUCCUGUUUAUAAACCUUCAUUAACCGUAGUUGCCAUCUAA
Mycena indigotica is the source of this 2319-nucleotide messenger RNA. RefSeq lists its product as uncharacterized. Bases 1 to 2319 code for a protein of 772 amino acids. The transcript is spliced from 4 exons. Lineage: Eukaryota; Fungi; Basidiomycota; Agaricomycetes; Agaricales; Mycenaceae. The record is from RefSeq and is a predicted model, not a curated record.